AUGCGGCAGCAGGACUUGCCGGUGGGCUGCGCGGUGGGAGAGGAGGAGGAAGAGGAAUCACAAAGGCCGCCGGGUCUGGGCCCCGAGCAGCAGGCAGUGUCCUCCACCGAGGUGGUGGCACUGGUGAGGAGCAGCGGGAGGAGCCUAAAGUUCUGCUUCGGUCCUGUUCUAGACUCCGGGAGGAAUGCCAAGGAGAACACCUGGAGUCAGGGCUGGAGGGCCCCAGAGAGGAAGGGGCAGUGUGAGGAUGCCCUGGACAGUGGGGGCACAGAGAAACUUUGUGGGACAGCCGGGCUGGCUGGAGGCCUCCCCAAGUCUCUCCCCCUGUUCUGUCCCCAGGAGGCGAGGGACACUGGCGAGAGGAAGGAGCCGGACUGGGCCCAGACGCAGCCUCAGGAGCCCACGGCGACCGCGGGUGUGCAGAACCAGGGGAGCAGCAGCUGGCAGAGCUUCAUGAAGUGCUUGCUGGAGGUGGAGGAGGAGGAGGCCACGCAGCGAAGGGCCCCCAGGGCUCGAGCCCUGCCAAGCCGGAAGUCUCCCAGGACCCUGACCCCCGUGUCCACCUCAGCCUCGAGCCUGCCUCUGACGCUGCCUCAGACCCCGGCCUCGGCCCCCACGGCACCCCCUUCCUGGGCCCGGCCACCGGCCCCCGGGCCGGCCCCUGCCCCUGCCCCCGUGGGAGCCCCCGCCCCAGCCUCCGCACCUGGCACGGUCCUGCCGGCGCCCGCCCCGGAGGUAGGCUGGAGAAAGGCAGCACUCCUGCACCAGGGCGGCGAGAGGGGCCUGAGCCACGCCAAGGCACGGCAGGAGCUGGAGGAGGGCUGCCCGCUGCAGCUGCCUCAGAACUGGGAGGAGCUGGUGGAGGAGCACCUCACCCUGAAGCAGGAGGAAGCCUUCCACAGCUACUUUGAGAUCUUCAGUGGCCACGGUGAGGUGGACGCACGCAGCCUGGAGAGCGUCCUGCUCCUCGUGGGCAUCUCCCUGACGCCGGCCCAGGUGGAGGAGGCCCUGAUGAGCGCCGACGUGGACGGAGAUGGUCACGUGGGCUUCAAAGACUUCUUGGCCGUAAUGACGGACACCAAGCGCUUCUUCUGCUCCGUGGAACAGAACGCCUCGACGGACGUGGCUCCCCCGAAUCCCCACACUCUGCUCUUCGAGAUCCUGUCCCUGCUGGUGGAGAUGCUGGCCUUACCCGAGGCAGCCUUAGAGGAGAUCACCAACUAUUACCAGAAGAAGCUGAAGGAAGGCACGGGUAAGACCCACGAGAUGGAAUCAGCCAUAGGCCGGCUGCGGUCCCGGAAGAAGCUUCCCUACAACCCGCAGCUGGCAGACACCUUGGAAGUCCCAGAACGGAGGGUCCUCAGGAUCCUGAGUCGCCUGAAGCAGCAGAACUAUGCUGCCAACCUGCAGAGCCCCUACGCCCAGGUGCCCUGCGUCCCACUCUGCCCGAGGCUGGACAAGAUGGUCGGCAGGAAGCAGGGCAGCCACUACGUGCUGGACCAGUGCAACCCCAUCGGCCUGGGCUCCGACAUCCAUAGCCUCCUAAUCCAGCCAGGAUCUCGAGGAAGCAGGGACCACAGCUCUGGGCCGGCUCGAACCCACUGACCCUGCAGAGUCCUGACUCUGGACAGCUGCUCAAGGCCUGCGGACACAUGUCAUCAGGCAGGGACACUGCUGGAUUUUGCUUUUGUGGCCUGGUAAGCCAAUAAACACCAAGAAUCUC
Phyllostomus discolor (pale spear-nosed bat) is the source of this 1723-nucleotide messenger RNA. RefSeq names its product spermatogenesis associated 21 (gene SPATA21). The record is from RefSeq and is a predicted model, not a curated record. The transcript has 9 exons. Gene Ontology annotation, molecular function: calcium ion binding. NCBI's taxonomy places the organism in Eukaryota, Metazoa, Chordata, Mammalia, Chiroptera, Phyllostomidae. Bases 1 to 1605 code for a protein of 534 amino acids.